CGAGUGCCGUCUUGAACAUUCUCUCUGACUACUAUAAAGAAAAAAGGAAGUAGGGAGAGCUGCGAGGAUCUUUUUCGUUUCUCUCUUUCCCACGCCAUUAUAUAAAAGAAAGGAAAGCUCAUCGGUUUCUCAGAUCCACUUCUUCUUUUGGUUGAUCUCUAGGGUUUUCUCAUCGCUUGUUUGUGUCGGUUGCCCCUUGUGUAGGUCUUUGUGUCUCUGAGACAUGGCUUCGAAGAGGAUUUUGAAAGAGCUCAAGGAUUUACAGAAGGAUCCUCCUUCUAACUGUAGCGCAGGUCCUGUGGCUGAGGACAUGUUCCAUUGGCAAGCAACUAUCAUGGGACCUCCUGACAGUCCUUAUGCUGGAGGAGUCUUUUUGGUCUCCAUUCACUUCCCUCCGGAUUACCCUUUCAAGCCACCUAAGGUGUCUUUUAAGACGAGGGUGUACCAUCCCAACAUCAACAGCAACGGAAGCAUUUGCCUUGAUAUCCUGAAAGAACAGUGGAGUCCUGCUCUUACCGUAUCCAAGGUAUUGCUGUCGAUUUGCUCAUUGCUGACAGACCCGAACCCAGAUGAUCCUCUUGUGCCAGAGAUUGCCCAUAUGUACAAGACGGAUAAGACCAAGUACGAGUCAACUGCACGAAGCUGGACACAGAAGUACGCCAUGUGGUGAUUGAUGAAGACCUAAAAGUGGUGGUCCAAUCAUUAAAAUAAAAACUGCAUUUGUUGGGUUUAUUUAGUAAAACGCUAUUAUUGUGUGAUCAUCAUAAUCGAGCAACUUUAUAUGCUUGAUCUCUCUUAAUCUUGUCUGCUGAUCUCAUUAUCAUCAUUCACCUAUUUUACGGUUUUCUCUCGA
This is a messenger RNA of Raphanus sativus (radish), 853 nucleotides long. RefSeq names its product ubiquitin-conjugating enzyme E2 11. NCBI's taxonomy places the organism in Eukaryota, Viridiplantae, Streptophyta, Magnoliopsida, Brassicales, Brassicaceae. Bases 224 to 670 code for a protein of 148 amino acids. Gene Ontology annotation, cellular component: nucleus. The record is from RefSeq and is a predicted model, not a curated record. The transcript is spliced from 5 exons. Gene Ontology annotation, biological process: protein polyubiquitination. Gene Ontology annotation, molecular function: ubiquitin conjugating enzyme activity.